Sinocyclocheilus anshuiensis is the source of this 1602-nucleotide messenger RNA. Its product is annotated as transmembrane protein 115-like. NCBI's taxonomy places the organism in Eukaryota, Metazoa, Chordata, Actinopteri, Cypriniformes, Cyprinidae. Gene Ontology annotation, cellular component: Golgi apparatus; membrane. The transcript has 3 exons. The coding region runs from base 513 to 1598 and encodes 361 amino acids. The record is from RefSeq and is a predicted model, not a curated record. Gene Ontology annotation, biological process: retrograde vesicle-mediated transport, Golgi to endoplasmic reticulum.
GCAGUCAAUGCCGUAAACGACACGCCCAGUCGCAAAGCUGGACGGUGACGUUUGCAAAUCUGAUGUUUGUGCUUUGCUGGAAACGCCACAUUCUCAAACAACAAAACACAAGCUUAAUUCAGAAGAAAUGGCGACGUUAGGAUAUUAAAAAGACAAGCUUGGACGUUUGUUUCGGAUUCACGCUUACUGGCUUCAACCCUGCUACCUGGAGGCCUGUUGUGAGAGGAAAUCCCCGGACUGAACUGCGACUCCAGGCCGGUCUGAGAGGACAUGCCACCGGAGAGAAAGCUGUUCAUAGCUCGCCUUUCUUCGCGUAUUUUACCCAUAAAACAAACGGCAAGUGCCUGAACUAAGACUAAAAGACUUACAUAAGACAUGAAACUGUCUAACUGACAUGAAAAUGUGUUCAUUUAGAUCGAGGAGGUGAGGUUUAUGGAGUGUUAGCAGACGGUGCUGAUAAACAGGCUUGCCAUUUCUGGAGCAUUUACAACUGAGGACUCGAAUCCAUCAGGAUGAACCGUUACCUGCCAGUGGCACGGCAGCACUUUCUGAGUGCACUCGCGAGCACGAGCGUAGUGGUCAAGUCCAUAUGUGCCACAGUGAUCCUGCUGUACCUGCUCUCCUGGGCUGCUAACACCCCUUACCUGCUUGGCGUCACACCUGGCUUCCUUUUCCCACCAAACUUCUGGAUUUGGACGCUUCUGACCCAUGCGGUGGUGGAGCAGCAUAUUCUCGGCAUGGCGGUGAACAUUGCUAUUGUGAUGGUUGCCGGACGGCUUUUGGAGCCAUUAUGGGGAGCGCUGGAGCUGCUGAUCUUCUUCGCCGUGGUAAACGUAGCAGCCGGUCUCCUAUCUGCACUGUCUUAUCUUCUCACCUAUGCUGCGACCUUUGACCUGGACUACCUGUUUGCCGUUCGGGUGUAUGGCACACCCGCUUUUCUGGGGGGUGUUCUUGUAGCUCUGAAGCAGACUGCAGGUGAUACCACAGUGCUUCGAGUUCCUCAAGUACGCUUGAAAGCCGCCCCGGCACUAGCCUUGCUAGCAAUAGCUGUACUGCGGCUAGCAGGGCUACUGGACACUUCAGCUCCGCUAGCAGCAUGCGGGUACGGUGCUCUGUCUGGGUGGGUUUACCUGCGCUUCUACCAGAGGCACCCUAGGGGGCGUGGAGACAUGUCGGACCACUUUGCCUUCGCCUCGUUCUUCCCAGAGGCGCUCCAGCCAGCAGUUGGCUUUGCAGCUGGGCUUGUGCACGCUGCCCUUGUGAAGAUGAAAGUUUGCCGUAAGAUGGUGAAGCGAUACGAUGUCGGGGCUCCAUCCUCCAUCACCAUCAGCCUACCAGGCACAGACCCACAAGAUGCAGAAAGACGGAGGCAACUGGCGUUGAAAGCUCUGAAUGAGCGUCUGAAGCGUGUGGAAGACCAGUCAGCUUGGCCCAGCAUGGAAGAUGAGGAGGAUGAUGAAGAUGAGGAGGUGCGAACGGACACUCCUCUCCUUUCAAGCCGAGAGACUUUGCCACCAGCACCCAGCACCACACAAAAUCCUACGGGACAACAGGAGUCCAGCAUCAUAAGUUUUGAAGAUGCUCCGACCCAUUCAUAACACA